ACCAUGGCGCAGAGCGGUAACAAUAAUGCCCAAACGAUCCCGGUGAACGUUGGGGUGGUUCUUGAUCUGGAGACGUGGGUGGGUCAGAUGGGAUUGAGCUGCAUUAACAUUUCUCUCUCUGACUUCUAUACUUCAAACCCUUCCUACAAGACUAGGCUCGUCCUCAAUGUAAGAGAUUCCAAAGGAGAUGAGGUUGCUGCUGCUGCCGCAGCACUUGAUCUAAUAAAGAAUAAGCAAGUCCAAGCCAUAAUAGGACCUCAAGGUUCAUUGCAAGCAAACUUCAUCAUUCACCUUGGAAAAAAAUCUCAUUUGCCGAUCAUCUCUUUUUCUGCUACUGGUCCUUCCCUCAGUUCCAUUCGGAGUCCUUACUUCAUUCGAGCUGCGCAAAAUGACUCAUCCCAAGUGAAUGCCAUAAGCGCAGUCGUGCAAGCUUUUGGCUGA
Molecule: messenger RNA, 441 nt
Organism: Eucalyptus grandis
Lineage: Eukaryota; Viridiplantae; Streptophyta; Magnoliopsida; Myrtales; Myrtaceae
Product: glutamate receptor 2.3-like
Exons: 2
Coding region: 4-441 (145 amino acids)
Source: RefSeq, a predicted model, not a curated record